Fusarium pseudograminearum CS3096 is the source of this 2289-nucleotide messenger RNA. RefSeq lists its product as uncharacterized. Gene Ontology annotation, molecular function: high-affinity potassium ion transmembrane transporter activity. Lineage: Eukaryota; Fungi; Ascomycota; Sordariomycetes; Hypocreales; Nectriaceae. The record is from RefSeq and is a predicted model, not a curated record. Bases 1 to 2289 code for a protein of 762 amino acids. Gene Ontology annotation, cellular component: plasma membrane. Gene Ontology annotation, biological process: potassium ion import across plasma membrane; intracellular potassium ion homeostasis. The transcript has 2 exons.
AUGUUUGAAUUUAUUAAGAAUCGUUGGCAGGAUCUCCGCGAGGAGCAUCCGCGUCUCGAUGCGGUAGCCACAAAGGUCUGGAUGGUGGUUCCGCCCAUCAACUUCAUCACCAUUCACUACGCCUACUUCAUUUUCGGCUCACUCAUAUUCUCUGUUAUCUUCUGGGGAUCGAGCCAGCCAAGCCAGAGCAUUGACUAUAUCGAUUGUCUAUUCCUCGUCGUGUCCUCCUUUUGUGAUACAGGUCUAAACACAGUUAAUCUUUCCCAACUCACAACAUGGCAGCAGGUUCUGCUAUUUAUUCUGUUCAUCAUCGGAAGCGCACUUUGGGUCUCGUUCUGGACUGUUAUGGCAAGAAAACAUGCAUUUGAAAAACGGUUCGAGGAUAUUGUCAGGACGGAACGAGAAGCGAGGAAGCGACGCACUGCAUUGAGGCGCUCCAAGCCCCUUGGGAGAUUUAUCUCGUUCGACAAAUACAAAACAUCACCUGCUUCUACAGGAACUUCUGGUAUUCUACCAGGCCUGGGCACCAAACAGAAAACCGAGACCGAGAAAACCGACACAAACACAAACGAUUUGUUUACCACGACCAAGCCUAUACGCCGAGCCGUGACAGCUCCCGAGGAACCCAUAUCUUCCGACUCUGACGAUAAUGAUAGCAACAGAACACACGUUGCAGCUUCAUCGCGUAUACCUCCUCCAACUCCCAGUUCCGGUGAUCAUAUACAGUUUGCCAGCAACUUAUCACCCCGAAGUGGCGGCAGAGACAGAGACAGUGUCUCUAUCUACCGACGAAAUGACGACACUGAGCUCGACCGACAUCCUUCAAGGGCAUCUGUAGCAGACAGCGAUGAAUCAGAAGACUUUCUCUUGCACUGGAAGAAGAUCCUUGGCAGUCACAACACGAGCAAGAGAGGUCAGUUUUACGACCUUUCGUCCGAUGAACGUGAAGCCUUGGGUGGCUGCGAGUACCGUGCGCUCAAGGUCAUGUCUGUCACCGUCCCCCUUUACGGCUUCGCUUGGCAGGCCAUAUGCGGCAUUGCCUUGGGUGCUUGGAUAAACAACAACCGGCCAUCCGCGGCGACUGUAAAUGCCCAGAACCCUUGGUGGUGCGGCAUCUUCCUUUCUGCUUCGGCAUUCAACAACGCAGGCAUGUCACUCAAUGACGCAGGCAUGGCUGCUUUCCAAGACGGUUACUUUGUCCUGAUUGUUGUCGGUCUCCUGAUCUUAGCUGGCAACACUGCCUACCCUCUGCUUCUGAGAUUUUUCCUCUGGUGCAGUCUCCGACUGUUACAGUUGACGACUCAGCCCAAGACACUUGGGCCAUGGAAAGAGACCAUCGAAUUUAUUCUCAAGUACCCCCGUCGGGUAUACACCACCCUUUUCCCUUCAGGCGCGACGUGGUGGCUCUUCCUUGUCAUCUUUGUUAUUAACACGAUUGACUGGGUGGCCUUCGAAGUCUUGAAUAUAGGCAAUAAAGUUGUGGAGAGCAUGCCUGUAUCUGACCGUAUCAUUGCUGGAUGGUUCCAAGCAAUUGCUGUUCGUGCUGCUGGCUUCGCUGUCGUUUCCAUUGGAAGUCUUUACCCUGCUGUUCAGCUGCUGUACAUGAUCAUGAUGUACGUUUCCGUGUAUCCUGUUUCGAUCACGAUGCGUCACUCCAAUGUCUAUGAAGAGCGAUCCCUUGGCAUCUACGAGGAUGACCCGCAAGUCUUGGAAGCAGAGAACGGAACAGGUCAUCUCCGCACGAUCUCAGAAGCACCAGAAAAACCAGCACUGCGACGAAGAGUCACAGCCGCAGCUCAGAAAACAGUAAAAAAAUCCAUGACCUUUCACGGUGUUGGUGUGCGGCCUCCACCUAAAGGACCAGAUGAUAAUUCUCGUAUUUCCUUUAUUGCACAGCAGAUGCGUGGACAGCUUGCGCACGAUCUGUGGUGGCUUAUUCUCCCCGUCCUUAUCAUCAUGAUUAUCGAAACCGACCACUUUAACCAGCAGCCCCUUGCUUACAGUAUCUUCAACGUGCUGUUCGAGGUUGUUUCUGCCUAUGGAUGCGUUGGAUUGUCUGUAGGAGCCCCAGGUCAAAGCUACAGCCUGGCAGGAGGCAUGCACCGGGGCAGUAAGUUCGUGCUCUGUUUGGUCAUGCUCCGGGGCCGGCACCGUGGUCUUCCCGUUGCGUUAGAUAAGGCAGUUCGGCUACCAGGAGAGAACCUUGCUCGCGAAGAGGAGGAGGACUCAAAGAUUAGAAGAACAAACACCAUGUUCAGGAUGGCCAGUCGGGAAUCCAGGGCUGUUUAA